AGUCGACGCCGCGCCGUCUGUUCGGAUUUUCGACCCUGGCUCCUCCAACUCUCGCUGAAGUCGUGUUUGGACCCGUGAUGGGCGUCGAGGGUGACAGUGCCAUGCUGUGCGUGUCGUUUGCGCGCCGCGAGUCAGUGCGGUGAGAAAGUUUUCGCGGAGUUUUGCGAUGUCUUCGAAAGUGGCGCCCGGCGCUGGUAGUUCAUCGCCAUUGCUGCUGCUGCUUCUGCUGUUUUGAGAAGAGCGAAAGCAUGGUUCGGCGACUGCCAGCGCAUGUGAGGGCGGCGCGGUUUGUGAGUCUCGGACUUUCGAUUAUCGCUUUCGGUGAUAAUUGAUCGUACCGAGCGGUGAAUCUAGCGUCGCCAAAUCGGCCCGUACCGCGCUCAACCUGUGUUGACAGAGCUCUGUUUACGCCCCAAAAAGUGCGUGCGCGCUCCCGCCUCGAGUAUGUUGUCGUCUGCGUCGUCGUCGGUAUCGUCUGCGUCGAAAGAGAACCAGCUCUUCCAGGCUGUACGCAAUGAGGAUAUUCCGGCGAUUCUGCGGACACUUUCUAAAAAGAAGGGCCUCAGGACGCCGAAAAGAAUUCUGACCGGCGAGCGGCGGACGCACGUCGACACGCGAGACAGCGAUGGCAUGUCGAGCCUGCACCAGGCGGCGCUGCAGUGCUCGGUGCCCGUGAUGCGACUGCUGCUCGACCUCGGUGCCACCGUGGACCUCAAGGACUCCAGGGGUAUGCGCCCUCUGCACUACGCCGCGUGGCAGGGCCAGGCCGAGCCCGUGGCGCUCCUGCUGGAGUACAACUCGUCCGUGAACGACGCCUCGAGUGCGGGGGACACGCCGCUCCACCUGGCGGCGCAGCACGGACACGUGCUCGUGAUCGAGAAGCUGCUGAGCUACCAUGCCAACCCACUGUUUCGAAACUGCGAGCACAAGACACCGCUGGACCUCGCCUGCGAGUUUGGCAGGCAAAAGGCGGUGGAGGUUCUGCUGCGCAACGCUAGGUGCCGCCAGCUGCUGUACGAGAGCAGGCAGGACACGCUGGACAACGAGCGCACCACGUGCCUCCACCUGGCGGCCAGGAACGGACACACCAGCGUGCUCAGGUGCCUCCUGGCGGCCGGCGCCGACAUCAACCGGUCGACGCUGCGCGGCACGGCCCUUCACGAGGCGGCCAUGCACGGCAAGCUGGAGGCCGUGCGCCUGCUGCUGCAGAGCGGCAUCGAUGUGAACAAGCCCAACUCGUCGGAGCAGACCGCGCUGGACCUGGUGCGCACGUUCUCCAGCUCCAAGGCCGCCAGGGACCUCAAGGUGCUGCUCAGAGAGAUGCUCCAAGCCCUGCCAGCCCGGGCCAUUCGGGACCACUACGACCCUAACGACAGCGAGUGCCUUAUCCUGCGCGAAGGCGACAUGGUCACGGUUCUGGAGCAGUGCGAGAGCGGCCGCUGGAAGGGCAUCGUGUUCGGCCCGGGCCACAGCUCGCGCGCCGGAUACUUCCCGGCCACUGCGGUGCAGCUGCUGCACAGGCAGGUGGGUGGCCUGCAGCGCAAUGGGACCCUGCGGUCGAGCACCAUCAAGAAGGUGGCGCCGCCGGUGGUGCCGGACACCAGCGGUGGCUCGGCGUCGCCGGCCGCCCCCACCGGCAGGCGCCACUCGUCGUCCUCCACCUGCACCACCCCCGUGCACCAGCUGCACUCGCCACCGGUGUACGGCUCCUCCGAGCAGCCGCCACCGUCGCCCACCGCCUAUGACGGCGCCGACCAGAAGACGUUUUCCCCGGCCGAAGUGUUUUCGGAAGCUCAGAUGGCCCCGUUGUCGAGACCCCAGAGCCAUCCGGGAACUCCUGUCGGCACGACGCCACUGCCCCCCGGACUCCCACCUUCCGGCGGCGGCAAUGGCAACCGGGGCGUGUGCUACAUCGGCGCGGCCGGUUCGCUGGACGACACCGGCGUGACCAGCGUGACGGGCUGCAGCGGCAACCCCGGCCGGGACAGCCCGAGCGGAGGAAGCGUCGAGUCGCGACACAGCAGUUCCAGCCUGGACUCCGGCCGGGGGUCUUCGUCCAGCUCGUCCGCCGACUCCAAGGUGGCGCACCGGCUGUCCACGGGUAGCCACGGCUCGUCGAGCAGCCUGACGCUGACGAGCAGCGUGGGUAGCCACAUGAGUAGCCUCACCCCGGAGGUGGUCGUGCUCUCGCCCCUCAACGUGGCCGGUCUGCUCGUCAACGGAGUCUCGGACACUGAGGUGCUUACGACGUGGCUGAAGAACCUUCACUUCGAAGAGUACACGCACCUGUUCCUGCAGGCAGGCUACGACAUGCCUACCAUAUCACGGAUGACCCCAGAGGACCUGACAGCCAUUGGCAUCACAAAGCCAGCGCAUCGGCGGAAGCUCAAGUCGGAGAUCAGCAACCUCAAUAUUUCGGAUGGGAUUCCAGACUACAAACCGGACAAUCUUCUCACGUGGCUGAAACUCCUGAGGCUUGAGCAGUACUACGGUUCGCUGUGUCAGCAGGGCUAUGCCACCGUUGACAGGGUGGCUGAUCUCACCUGGGAAGACCUUGAGGAUAUUGGCAUUCAAAAGCUAGGUCACCAGAAGAAGCUGAUGCUAGCCAUCAAGAAGGUGCGCGACCUCAACAGCGGUUCGCGGCAGGCGAUGCAUUAUGGGGACGCACGGCACUCGAGCGUCGACAUGGGCCAGCUGCUGGCAGCCAGGCCCGGCUCACACGUUCCGGUACCGAUGGGCCACCCAUACCAGGCCGUGCCAAGCGUGAAUCAGCCGCCGUGCGAGAUCGCGCCCCCGCAUGCCAACGCGGUGCCGCCGCUGCGGUCGGACACGGACCCGAGCACGCCUCAACUGAGGACGUUCAGGCAGCAGUCUCCUCCGCGGAUGGGCGGCAACUUCUACCGUGCGGGCAGCGGGGACAGCCUCAUCCUGCAGCAGCAGCACUUCAGCGGGCACUCCUUCCACCAGCCGCCCAUGCAGGGAGCCGACCUGUACCAGCACGACUUCGUGUCGAUGCAGGUUCGUUCGCCCAACCGGGGCCGUUCCCUCGAAAGUUUAGAGGACGGUGGCCCUGCGUACCAGAGUCACUCGUCAGCACCAUAUCAGCCGCAGUACCAGGGGUACCACCACAACCCACCGCCUUACCAUGCCCCUCAGUCAGACUGGUACCAUAUGGUCAGCAGUUGGCGGCAGCACGGCUACGACACUGACUCCGAAGUGGUCCGACAGGUGUCUCAUGGCUACGACUACGGCUACGAACCGGAUGGAACGGCCACCCUGCACCGGCCACGAGGACUAGUGAAACCCCGGCCGGUGGCCAAGGUGGCAGCAAGGGCGCUGCUGGACAGCCCAGAACUAGACUAUGAUCCCAAGGACCUUGACCCCAAGCUGUCCUCUGAUUGGCCAGACACAGGUGGUGGGGCCAAGCGUAGCCCCGCCCCGACCCCACCCAAGCGUACCAACUCCAUCCGGAGGCAGCAGGAGGUCAACAUAGCUGAGACGGCAUUUGCCACCUGCGUACAGAGCCUCACGUCCAGGUUCACCAUGGCGACAACGCGUGACGAACCACCGCUCCCUCCACCACCCCCGCCAGCAACGUCAGCGAGCAGUGUGGCGGACGAGGCUCUGCAGGCGCCACUGCCGCCCCCUCCAGCUAUGUCGACCCCCAACUCGGCCUCCUCGUCAGAUGGCGAGCUCUCGCCCAGCGGCACCCUGGUCCGCCGGAAGGACUCCAACGGGUCCAGCGUCUCGUCGGAGUCCCUCCCGUUCGCCUGCGAGAACGUGGGCACCAUCAAGCAGAGGCCAGGAGAAGGCGUGCCCCCGCCCUUGCCACAGCACGGCACGUCUUCCACGCCUGCAAGUCCGUCUCCCACUUCCGGCACAGAGGAUGGAUUGGACAAGCCACCUCACCGCACCAGCCCACCAACGACAACAACAGAGGUCCGGAGUCCCCCAGAAGAAGUUCCUGUUAGAGAUGUGCCCAGGAGCUCGCCCCCUUCAUCACGCGAAAAAGCUACAGCACAAAAACCCACCGUCCCCCCUCGCCCCGUAGACAAACUGUCCCUGACGGCGGGUGGUCGCCUGAUGGCGCCAGCACCGUCGCCGUCCUCUUCGGGAGACGUGAUUCACGACAUUGAGCACAUGCUGGCCAGCUUGACCGACCAGUUGGAUGCAAUGCUGGAGAGCGAACUCAACCCCUGAGCUUUUUUUCCUUCUUUCCCGACACUUCAUUUCUGCCUUUUUCCUUUUAAAGAAGCUUUUCCGCUGCACGUUGCUCUUUUUACCUUACCCUUCCUGGUCGUACUGCAUUCUCGAUUGGUCACUUGCAGUUGUACUUCAAAUCUUGUGUGAUGUAGCGCUCAAUGCUAGUCGUUACACAAUGUGCAUUUGCUGAAAUUCUGUCAGUCCUGCUCUCUAUUCUGUGAGUGCAGAACUUGAUGACAUUGCAGUUGAAGGAAAUGCAGGCAAUGUGGUUAAACACAAGGAUCAUCACCUGGGGACGUACUUAUUGCCGAUAAUUUUUAUUCCAUCUAAACGAACCAAUCGAUGAAUUCCUUUGCUGCAUCUACAUAUUAUUAUUAUUAUUAUUAUUAUUAUUAUUAUUUUGCUUUUGUUAGCAAGGUUGCAAGUGAUCAGUCAAGAAUAGACCACACCCAUUCUGCCCUUCUAGUAACUGGAAUGCCAUUCGCUACAAUGUUUUCAACUUGAUUGCAUUAUGCCAGGCAUUCUUUUACUUCUCUUUAUUUCUCCUUCUCUUUUUGUUCUGUCUGCUGUUCACCCAUCUUGUCACUGAAGCUGCUGUCUUCCCCGACAGCUCUGUUCAUGUCUCAUUAGCCUUCCCCCUGCUUUUGAGUGGCACAUAUCCUGCCCAUUGGUCACUCUUUCACUUCUACUGCGUACGCUUUCUCACCACCGACAUCACAUACUCUGGUUCUUUCUAUUAUCCUGGGUUUUGUGAGCAGCCUGCAUCUAACGGAACGUGGCGACGCACACUCCCCCGGCCACCGAUGCGUCCUGGUCGGCGAGGAUGAGAAGAAAAAAAGUGACGUCGCCACGACGACAGCCGGACUACGAACGGUCAAGCAAACCAGUUGUGAACGCGAACUGCGCAUUCUCUUCCGACCUCCGCGUAGAUUGUCACUGUUCCCCAACUCCUCUUCCGCAACACUUCCACCCGCCUCCCCCAUUGACUGCCAAAGUGCACAAAAUGUGUCUGUGACGUUGACGAACAGACUCCUCUGCCGUGACGCGCUGUGCCAGCUCUUCCGCACCUGCAAAGCGGCACAUCGUGGCAGUGGAUCUCUCCCCGGUGCAACAGCCGGUGACAAUGGAAGCACUCCGUGUCAUCUUUCUGGAAGAGUGACUUUGUUGUCAGUAGGACUAUUAAAGCACCUGUGCCUGAAUCGACCGUGGCAUUGUGUGACGCCCGUUGUGCGAACCCUGUGUUGGCUGUGUUGUUUUGCUUGCGUGACCCCAUCUCGGGGAGACUUUUCUUUCUUUGUGUAAGCAUCUGUGCUAAAAACUGGCUGCUUUGCGUGGACCCACGUUGUUGUUCUAAAUGAUUCGCAUGCGACUCCUCUGAGCAGAGUUCGUUGUUAGUGCUGACUGGUGGUGCUCAGUUUUGAAUGUUGUAAUCAUUUGCACUCACUGUGUUUAUAUGCUUGGCGUUUGAUUUUCUGGCACCAUGAAUUCAAUCGUAAAUUUGUAAGUAAAUUGUGGGAAGCACACACAAAAGAAAGUUCGGGUCUGGAAUAUGUUUUAAUGCAUUAUGACGUAAGCUCAAGCACGUGUCAGAGCUUUAAAUGAGUGUGUACAUGAUUGGGAUGACCCAUGUAAAGUGAAUCAUUGCUUGAGCUGUUCUUUUAUAGACCGUUUAAAGACCACAUUAGCUUUGGUCAAUGGGCACCACUGCAUUCAAGGUUACUGGCACACCAACAUAAACAUUGCCUGGUUGUUUUUCGUGGUGGUGCUAUGUUAAUGCACUUGUUCAUCAGACGUGUUUGUGCAACACUCUUGCUGUUUAGAAUUGGCCUUUACACUGUGCAAUGGUCAGGAUCAUCAUAAAGCUUCCACUUGACAGCUGGCGGUAUCGAGAACUAUCAGCGAAGUAUCUCUUGCAGACUCACAAGAGUUGUAAAAUCAUGGUAAAGCAAGUUUGUACACGUUAUACACAAGUGUGCUCUUUCCUUGAAAAAUUUCCAUUACACUCCUAAGCGCAGUAUAAGAAAGAAAUGUGGAUAAAUUAAAAGCUCCAGUGGUGAGCUAUUGUAGCAGCUUGCUAGCAAGAUGCUAGAACGUUCACAGUGUAAAGUCCACUUCAACCUAUCCGUUCGGGCGUGUCCAGAAUCGCACACUAGCUACAAGGCUUGACAAUGCACACAUAUUCUACAGAGCAAGUGGUCAAGCUACUGACAAGAGGGCACAGCGAAGCGUCUGUACGCAAUAUAAAUCCCGCCUACGUCUUUUCCGGCCUCUAUCUCUCUCUGUGAAGGUGGAAAGUAGACACGAUUGCGAUCACGCUGCUUCAUGGUGUGAAUGUUCUGUCUGUUAGCAACAUCAGGGCAGCGUGACGUCCUGGCAGUUUGUAGCAGACGUCGUACAGUCUCGUGUACAUACGUCCUAGGAGAGGCGCUGCCUACAAUAACCACAGUCCCCCCGAAUCAAAGUUUCGAAGGGCCCCCUGCGGCCGCUCGAGAGAAAGUACAAGUUCCUUUUCUGUUCUCUUGAUGCCUCCUUGGGUCUGUACGGUUGUACUCGUGGGGAUGGAGUGUAGCGAUGGUGAUGCCGUUUUGAAUGCACGGCAGGCCAUCGCUGUGGUGUGUCUAGGAGCAGCCAUGUUGUGCAGAUUACUUGUGAACUCUUAGAGGCUUGCGUCGUCAAAAAGUGGUCUUGCGAGUUAUAGCCUGACGGUGCUGCAACAUAACCUCGUAAAACGUUUGCAGGCCGUGUAAUCAGAGAAAAAGUUUAAUUUCCACGAAACUUUGACACUUGCUGCUUGUGUUCAGUAUGUCAUGCAAACCAAUACGUUUGUUUACCAAACAUUGUCAAUAAUGGAACCUUGUUUGAAGGAAGUCACAUCCGACAUUAAAAUACCUUCCUUAUAUGCUAUAUUUAUUAUAAGCAUAUGUAUAGUCAUCACACGCUAAUAUCAGUGAAAGAAUUUCACAUUUGCUUAGUUGUAUCCAGUAAUUAGUUAUAUUCAUGCAAUGCCUCCUUUACUAGAUGCCUGCCCCGUCGCUAGUUUUCCCAUUAGAGCGGAGGUUUGUGUAGUUCGGGGUAGUCGCGGAGAGACGGCACUCGCUGCCGACCCUACUUCCUGUUGCGGAGGAAGUGACAAUUACUAGGCUGGCGUGCGCUCGACCAAUGGCUUGACGAGCGACCACAGGUCCUGUCUCCGGGAUCGCAACAGACGCCGCUAAAAUCUCGGAGGCAGGAGAACGUGAUUGAAGUUUGGAGCAGCCGCCGCAACUAGCGCUCGCAGCCGACCCGGGUGGAGAAGAGGAAAGAGGAGAGAGGCCGGAACCAAUUACUCAGCUCAAGCGGCAGGCAUCUAGUAAAGGAGGCAUUGACUCAUGUUAUAUUGAGGUUAGACUGUACUGCUUGUAAAGUCUAAAGUGCAGAAGAUAUUUACACACUUAUUGCGUUAAUCUUGCAAGGAAGAAAAUACGGCCAGUUAUGUUCCAUUUUGUGCCAGUGGUGGCUUGAAAAAAAGUGCUAUAUCAAGUAGAUUAUUUCCCGGGCGUAGACCUCUUCUAACCUCGUAGUGCAUGCGCAACAUGCAUAAAUUGCGGUGCAGAUUUCAAUUGUUAUACGGCAAAAGUGGUGUUUUUAAUUUUGUUGAGCUCUCAAAUGACUGGAAUUGAUUUUCCAGUGCCUGUUUGUUGUGGCUCUGGGACAGCAACAUGUUACUAAAUGAUACAAGAAUGUAAUUGUUUUGAUGGACGUUAACACAAUGAGAAAUACUGUUUUUCAGUAUGUAGUGAGCACCUGGCGUCGUAGUCCAUGAUGCUGAAUUUCAACGUGAGGGAAGAAAAAAUGAGAAACUUGAGUUUGUGGCAGUGAUAACAUGUGACUUAGGCAGCUUUAUACUAUAACAAAAAGCCAAGGAAAACUUCUAAAAUAACCACACAAAUGCUAAAAUUGGUUGAUGACUGGCCGGUAUCGGUGGGCAAUGUUGCCUACCACUGUGACAACGGUGUGUGGAAGAUAUUUACACAUAAUGAGGUGUAGAUAUUGAGCCAUCAUUCGUAAUCUGCAUAGCAGCUGCUGUCUACGAUUCUCCACAGCAAUUCUGCCGAUUCUUGGUAUCCGUUGUCGGCUACGGAAAUGUCUUUACUUACGAAGUAUAUGGUUGUUUUGCUAUGUCUUUUUUUUUUUUUUACUGCCUUUUGUUCCACAGCUGGUCAGUGGAAAAUGAAAAAGAAAAAAGGGUUGAGAGGGUUGGCUUCUUGUUGUGUGAGACAUUUAUAAAGAGUGCUUGGGGCCGUCAAACUUUGGCGCUCACUUGCAUUUCGAGUUUGCUUUUUGCUUAAUGCCACAGUGUUCUCUUUUUUUCUUUUGUCAGGUGGUAAACGCAUGACAGUAUCAAUUAUUUUCAGAAUGAGUGGGUAUUACGCCUGUGUGUGAACUUGUUGUCGCUUUGGUGAUGUUUGUUCCGUAUGCGGCCUUUUUAUUCAUCCACGCUUCUGUCAUAUGAACAAAAAUGUUCACACAAGAUGUGCAUAUAGAUUUAGUCCGUUAAAUUUCCUCGCGUGGCUGUGGUUGCCCCUAAACUUCCAAGGCAGUCCAGAAUGAAUGGUACAUUGUUAGGUUAUCGCGCUCACUUUCUUUUAUUCUUUUUUUCGCUUGUUGGGUAUACAUGCUCGAUUUAUCCUAUUCUGUAUCUAUUUUGUGAGCUGGUUGUGUACAUGUCAUGUUCACCUGCAAACAUGCUGUGAACAUUACAUGAUCUACGCGUGUCCUGUAAGCAGGUGCUGUUCUAUAACUAUAAUGUCUUCAUUCUCCUGUUCUUUUUUUUUUUUUUCAUUUUGAAGCAGGUCAAGCAUUCUGUGGGUGAUAGUUCCUUUUGAGACUGAAAUUGUUUUAGGCAAAUCGUUGCCUACGGCAACGAAAACCUGCCUGCAUAAACUGAAUGCUUUGUUUCUGAAAGUACCACAAUGUAGUUAAUUUCAGUCUGAAGACAUAUUUGUUUGUAUAUCUGCCUUUGGUUUGGAUAGAAAUGCCUUAUUUUAAAAUUUCGUUUCGUGGCUACUGUUAAAAUUGACAUUCAGCCAGUAGGUGGUAGAAGCACAGCUGUCGGUACUUUGAUCGGCAAAGUGUUGUGACGACUCGUUUUUCACUGGGUCUGGAGUUGUCAUCAAAGUGGGUAGGCGGUUUUUCUGUGUUCUUGUCAAUCCACAGAUGGCCGUGCAAACACCCUUUGCUGAAGACACCAUUUUCCUAGUGAUAGCGCAGGAGUUGAGAGUUUGAACAUGCACAUCAUAGAGGAAAAAAAAAGAAAAGCUUGCACCACCACGACACCACAUGUAUUCGUUUCAUUGAUUGAAGUGGCUUUUAUGAAUCUUAAUCGCUCCCAUUUCCCUCGACGAUGCCCCUGUGUCAAGGCUCAGGAAGGCAAUAUAAAGUAUAUAGACUUUGUUGUCCGCAGCAGCUGACAAUCUAGCAUUCAUAGUAUUUGAAGGCUAAAAUCCCCCUGAAAGAAUUGAAAAAGAAACAAGAUGCUGGUUUUAGAGCACACUUUCAUAGACUCCUUAUCAUGCAUAAAUGCCACCGAGACAAGAAAAUCUAUUGAAUACCAGCAAAUUCUACUGUUUUCUCUCGUUCAAAAUGCACACCUUAAAUACCUGGCGUUUGAAACUGCCAAGCAGGCGGGACUGCCUAUUUCAAAUUAACAUAUCUGAUUGCAGGUAGUCAUAGAUUUCAUAGUAACUGUUUUGAUGUGCUAAAGCAGUUGCAUGAUAAGAUUAGAUAUUGAUGUCUUAGGGAGAGGAGCGUGUGUGGCACACAUCAUACCGAGCUGCUGCAAUGUACAGUGCAACAUUUUACACUUUAUUCUGUUAGCCUUAAAAGCUGAAGGCAUGUUAAAACAUAUCGCCUUCUUCAAAGUCUGUGGGACAUCCUUUACAGUUUUUUUUUUUUUUUUUUUUUAUACAUAGGCUUGUGCCUAGCCUACUUAGUGGCUGGACACCGUUACGAAAACAGGUGUGUCUCAUUUUAAAACCAGCAUCGUUCUUCUCAUGAGAGAUAGUCAUAGCCAGCAGAGUUUUCAGAUCAUAGUGCCAAAAGAUAACCACCUCCACUAAUUGCAGAAAAAAAAAAGGUCAUUUGGGAAUCAUGGCUCUACGUUUUUGUUCACUCAUGAGAACCAUUUCACUGAACGCUCUUCUCCGGAUGCUUGCGUCAUUCAUUGAGCUAAUGAUGUGUUCUUGUUUGAACCACGCUCACCUUUGGGCUGUGAGCGUGGGAAGAAAAAAAUGUUGAAGCAAGUUUGGUGUUGUUUUAUGGUCGUAGACCAAAAAGGGUGUAAAGAAAUGAAGAGGAAGGUGAAAAAGGUUUUUUUUUUUCCCCACUCUGCAGCGUUUAGAUAAUCGAUGUGUCAUAGACGAUUAACUAUUUUUAGAGACCUCGGAGCCACAGAGGGUUGAUGAUGCUGGCCUGAGCUAAGAGAGCAUAGCGUCUUGUCUCAAUGCCUGAAGUGUUCUGUACUUUUUUUUCCACCUGUGUCCUUUACUGGCAAUUCUUUUGUCCCCCUUUUGAAAAUAAAAGCAGAGUUCUGAGGACAGAAAAAGAAAAA
Messenger RNA from Dermacentor andersoni, 10792 nucleotides. RefSeq names its product caskin-2-like. Gene Ontology annotation, molecular function: protein binding. The record is from RefSeq and is a predicted model, not a curated record. NCBI's taxonomy places the organism in Eukaryota, Metazoa, Arthropoda, Arachnida, Ixodida, Ixodidae.